AUGGCUACUAUUGCUGAAGCUCUCUCCCGUUUCACUUUUUCUCCUCCGGCUACACAAAAUGCCCAACAAGCCUCAACUUCUAGUGGUCUACCUUCUCAACUCCAACCAAAUCCUAAGGGAAGCAUUAGUGCUAUCACCCUUAGGAGUGGCACCAAGUUGGAAGAAAUUGGUGUUGUGCUUACAAGUUUGAGUGAGAAAACCCACAAUGAAGAGGUGAAAAAUGAAGUAAAAGUGAUGAAAGAUAAGGAGAAAAAUGUUGCAAGAGGUGAGGAGGUACCACUCAAGGUCAAGGAGCCAAAAAGGAAGAAUCCGCUUGAAGAGGCUAUGCCAAUUCCCUUUCAAACUUUGGCUAAAAAGGCUAAGAAGCAAGAAGAACUUGACCCCAACAUGGUGGAAAUUUUUAAGAAUGUUAAAGCCAUCGUCCCUCUCUUUCAAGCCAUUCAACAAGUGCCCAAAUAUACCAAGUUCCUCAAGGAUGUAUGCACAUACAAGGACAAGAUUGGCGAGCUCAACAAAAGGCCGGUGGAUGAUUCUAUCUCUUCUCUAAUUCCUGAAAAAUGCAAUGAUCCCGGUCCAUGUUUGGUUACUUGUGUGAUUGGUAGGAUGAAGUUCAUGGAUUGUAUGUGCGACAUGGGGGCAUGCGUAAGCCUUAUGCCACUCCCCAUUUAUGAGAGAUUGAACUUGUCACCCCUAAAGAGGUCUGGGGCGAGAUUUGUGUUGCAGAUAAAAGCAUUGUAUCAGUUGUAG
Arachis duranensis is the source of this 747-nucleotide messenger RNA. RefSeq lists its product as uncharacterized. NCBI's taxonomy places the organism in Eukaryota, Viridiplantae, Streptophyta, Magnoliopsida, Fabales, Fabaceae. The transcript has a single exon. The coding region runs from base 1 to 747 and encodes 248 amino acids. The record is from RefSeq and is a predicted model, not a curated record.